This is a messenger RNA of Ornithorhynchus anatinus (platypus), 3158 nucleotides long. RefSeq names its product dynein heavy chain 11, axonemal-like. Bases 39 to 3158 code for a protein of 1039 amino acids. Gene Ontology annotation, molecular function: dynein intermediate chain binding; minus-end-directed microtubule motor activity; dynein light intermediate chain binding. The transcript has 20 exons. NCBI's taxonomy places the organism in Eukaryota, Metazoa, Chordata, Mammalia, Monotremata, Ornithorhynchidae. Gene Ontology annotation, biological process: microtubule-based movement. The record is from RefSeq and is a predicted model, not a curated record. Gene Ontology annotation, cellular component: dynein complex.
AGUUAGUGGCUGUACUGAGGGAAGUGAAAUAUCUCCUGAUGUUGAAGCAGCCAGACAUUCCAAAUUCAGCUUUAUCCAUCUUUGAAAGACGAAAUACAUUUUUAAAGUAUGUUAGAAGCCUUGAACUUCUUGUCCAGUGCUACAAUAAGCUUAAGACCACCCUUCUGGAAGCCGAAUAUCCUCUGAUUGAAGAUGAAUUAGGAGCCAUCGAUGAACAGUUAAAGAAAGCAGAGAGGUCAUUCACUUGGCAGGAGGAAAGUUCCUGGAAAUAUAUCGAGGCAAUGAAAAGCACCAUCUGUGGGCUGGAGCAGAGAGUUCAGCAGGCACGCGAUAACAUCACGACCAUCCAGCGAAUGAUGGAGGCUUGGGGGGAGCAGUCUCUCUUUUCUCAGAAAGAUAGCAGGAGGGAGACUUUAUUCAGCCUGGAGGACAAGCAAGAUAGAUUUAUCAAGAAAUAUAAAUUGAUUCAGGAAGGUGGCUACAAGAUACACGGAUUAGUUGAGGAUAAUUUGAAACUCUUCAGAACUAAGUCUUCCCUGGAUACCUGGAAGAUUUACAUAGAAUUCAUUGAUGACAUUGUGGUUGAUGGUUUCUUUAACGCCAUAAUGAGUGAUUUAGAUUUCUUCAUGGUAAAUACACAGAAAAGUCUGAGACCUGCUCCCUUUUUACAAAUACAAAUGAUGCUUCAGGCCCCAGAGGUUAUAUUUAAACCUUCCUUGGAAAAAGAUAUUGGAGAUGGCUUUUAUGACCUGGUAGAGGACCUUUUAUGCAACAUAUUUAAAAUGUCUGCUCAGAUGAAGAGAAUAGCAUCCCAUUUGGAGGCACCAAACUACCAGAAUGACAUGGAUAACAUGUUCAAUUUGGUCGAAGUCAGGAAAAAGAUCUUGGACAGAGUGGCAGGGGCCACCAGCCAAGUCCUGGAAUACAGAAAUUCUCUGGAAACCUAUUCUCAUCUAUGGGUGGAUGACCGGAUCGAGUGCAUGAAGCAGUUCCUCCUGUAUGGUCGUUUGCUAACUCCUGAGGAGCUAAAUGAUCAGGCCAAUAAAGACAUUCCUCAGCAGUCACCUACAAUCGAACAAUUUAAAGCACAGAUUGACAUUUAUGAGGCACUCUAUGUGCGGAUAAGCAAGUUUGAUGACUUCAGAGUCUUCGACAGCUGGCUUAGAGUGGACAUGAAGCCUUUCAAAAUGAGCUUGUUAAACCUUACUAAGAAAUGGAGUUGGAUGUUUCAGGAGCACCUUCUAAGAUUUGUCAAUGACAGGCUGACAGAUCUAGAAGAGUUUAUACAAGUGACAGAUGCAGGACUUCAGAGGGAGGUGAAUGAAGGAGAUUACAGUGCUCUUAUAGAAAUCAUGGGACAACUUCUGGCUGUGAGACACCAACAGCGAGCCAUCGAUGAACUCUUUGAACCUUUAAGAGCGACGGUUGCAUUACUAGAGAGCUAUGGACUGGAGAUGGCAGACCAAGUUUAUGUUCAAUUAGAGAAACUUCCUGAGAGGUGGAGUGCCACCAAGAAGAUUGCAGAUGGUGUCAAGCAUCAGGUGGCUCCCCUGCAGACUGCUGAAGUCACUGUGAUAAAGAGAAGAUGUGCUGUGUUUGAUGCAAAGCAGAUGGAAUUCAGAAAGAGAUUCAAAAAGGAUGCCCCCUUUGAUUUUAAUGUGCAAUCUCCAUACAAGAUUCUUGAUAAGGCAAAUGAAGAGCUUGAGACAUUAGAAGGGGAAAUGUUGCAAAUUCAAGACUCCACAAUCCUUUUUGAAGUGCCUUUCCCAGAUUAUAAACAAGUGAAACAGUGCCGCAAAGAAAUAAAGUUGCUCAAGGAUCUAUGGGACAUUAAUACCUAUGUCAAAAGCAGCAUUGAUGAUUGGACUAAAACCCAGUGGAGACAGAUUAAUGUGGAACAGAUGGAUGUAGAGCUUAGAAAGUUUGCCAAGGAUAUCCGGUCCCUAGACAAGGAUGUUCGUCUCUGGGAUGCAUACCUCGGACUGGAGUUAACAGUGAAGAACGUGAUGACGUCUUUGAGGGCAAUUGCAGAGCUACAGAAUCCCGCAAUCAGGGACAGGCAUUGGCAUCAAUUGAUGAAAGCAACAGGGGUCAGGAUCUCAAUAAGUGAAGGUAUGACUUUAGGAGAUUUGCUGGGUUUGCAUUUGCACCAAGUGGAAGACCAAGUCCAGUGCAUUGUGGAUAAAGCUGUGAAAGAGCUUGGGACGGAAAAGAUUCUUACAGAUAUCAGCUAUACCUGGGCUAUGUUGGAAUUUUCAUAUGAAGAGCACCACAGGACAGGCAUUCCUUUGCUGAAAUCUGAUGAGCAACUUUUUGAAACUUUAGACCAUAAUCAGGUUCAGUUGCAAACAAUUUUGCAAAGUAAAUAUGUGGAGUAUUUUAUUGACCAAGUUUCCAGCUGGCAGAAGAAGUUAACGGUGACAGACUCAGUCAUCUUUAUUUGGAUGGAUGUCCAACGAACAUGGUCUCAUCUAGAAAGCAUCUUUGUUGGUUCUAAAGAUAUUAAAUUCCAGCUACCUGCAGAUGAAUUAAUGAUUGAUACGGUCAAGAUAAAAAAUGUUUUGAAAGCAACGUGCAGGCCCCACCUUUUUGAAAAACUUGAAGAUUUGCAGCACAGGUUGUCCCUUUGUGAAAAAGCUCUUGCUGAAUACCUAGAAAGCAAGCGCUUAGCUUUUGCUCGGUUCUAUUUCAUCUCUUCUGCCGAUCUGCUUGAUAUACUCUCUAAAGGAUCCCAGCCCAGGCAGGGCUUGCAGGCAGAGGUGACUUGUCAUCUUGCCAAACUCUUUGACAGUGUGGCAGAUCUUCAGUUUGAAGACUACCAGCAAAUGCUCACAAACACAGCAACUGGGAUGUUCAGCAAGGAGAAGGAAUCUGUCCCAUUUCAUGCGGCCUGUGACUGCGUGGGCCAGGUGGAAACCUGGCUGAAGCGCCUCGAAGGGACCAUGCGUGAAACUGUGCGCCGCUCCAUCCCAGAAGCCACAGCUGCCUAUGAGGAGAAGCCCAGGGAGCAGUGGAUUUUCGAUUUCCCAGCACAAGCUGUGCUCACCAGCUCCCAGAUCUGGUGGACUACCGAUGUGGGAAUAGCCUUCAGCCGGCUAGAAGAAGGAUUUGAAACAGCACUGAAAGAUUAUCAUAAGAAACAGGUCCUGGGAGUGUGA